CAAAAGUUGCAGAGUGGCUCUCAUUGUCGAGCUCAACUGGAACACAAGCUGACUCUGCUGAUGCGUUUGUGGGGUCUAGACAUUUCGUACAGCAGGAUUGAGUCUGUCUUCACUCUCGUGGCACCGUGCUUAAUAGUCAAGACGGAACUCAGGGCAAAAUGGCGGCCGAAAAGAAGGAUACGGAAUCGCUCGAUGCGAUCACCGACCGAAUCAAUAGCCUUCUCGGCACGGGAAGUGGUAGCAAAGAUGUAGCAGCAAAGAAGCCAGAGGAAGAGGCAAGAAAGCCAGAAGAUGCAGCAAAUGUACCCGCAGAUGGCAAGGCAGCGGGUGGCGCUGAUGCGAGCAAGGAGCAGGUGGCAAGCAACCUGAGGGUUUCUAGCUACGAAGUGCAAGUCACCUUAGCAGACCAGCAAGCAGACCCAAACUCUCCCUUAUUCUCCGUUAAGAACUUCAGCGACCUCGGGUUGCAUCCUGAUCUGCUCAAAGGAAUCUAUGCGAUGAAAUUCACCAAGCCCUCCAAAAUUCAAGAGCGAGCGCUUCCUUUGCUCUUGCAAAAUCCGCCACGAAAUAUGAUCGGGCAAUCGCAAUCAGGCACUGGCAAAACUGCCGCGUUCGUGCUGACGAUGCUCUCACGGAUCGACUACAGCGUCGAGGCACCACAAGCGAUCGCCUUGGCUCCUUCGCGCGAGCUUGCACGACAAACGAUGGAUGUCGUGACGGAGAUGGGAAAAUAUACGCCCGUGAAGACGCUUAUGGCGAUCCCCGAUGCAGAGGGUGCAAAGCGUAGCCAGAAGAUCGCAGCGCAGUUGAUCGUGGGGACGCCAGGCAAAGUGAUGGAGCUGGUCAAGUACAAAGCGAUCGACACGAGCAAGGUCAAGGUGUUCGUUCUCGACGAGGCGGACAAUAUGCUAGACCAGCAGGGCUUGGGUGACCAGUCCAUUCGGGUCAAGAACGUGAUGCCAAAGACGUGCCAGCUGGUUCUGUUCUCUGCCACCUUCCCGGAUCACGUGCGAGAAUUCGCGUCCAAGAUCGCACCCGCCGCCAACGAGAUCCGCUUGAAGCAGGAGGAGCUGUCCGUCGAGGCGAUCAAGCAAUUCUACAUGGACUGCAACUCGGAGGAGCACAAGUAUCAAGUCCUUGUGGAUCUGUACUCGCUGCUGACUAUUGGCCAGUCGAUCAUCUUCUGCGCCAAGCGCGAUACGGCAGACCAGAUCGCCAAGCGCAUGACCGCCGAAGGGCACAAGGUUGACUCGCUGCAUGGCAAGCUGGAUACGGCGGAGCGCGAUCGGACGAUCGAUGCGUUCAGGGACGGCAAGAGCAAAGUCCUCAUCGCAACGAAUGUCAUCGCAAGAGGCAUCGACAUCCAGCAGGUUACGCUCGUCAUCAACUACGACAUGCCGCUCGCCCAGGACGGCAAGCCGGACGCAGAGACAUACUUGCACAGGAUUGGCCGAACAGGUCGUUUUGGGCGCAAAGGAGUGUCGAUCAACUUUGUGCACGACCAGACCAGCUGGAAGAACAUGAACGCAAUGGAGAAGGCGCUGUCGUGCAACAUUGUCCGCGUCGCGACGGACGAUAUGGAGAUGAUGGAGAAGACCAUCAAGGAUGCGCUGAAGAGCUAGUGGCUUCUGGCUGUACCAUGUACAAUAAAGCUCGCAGCGGGCAACGCUCGUGCACCAUGCGGCUUUCUUGUCACGCUUUGCGAACGAUGAUCAUACCCGAUU
Messenger RNA from Tilletiaria anomala UBC 951, 1724 nucleotides. Its product is annotated as ATP-dependent RNA helicase DBP5. Lineage: Eukaryota; Fungi; Basidiomycota; Exobasidiomycetes; Georgefischeriales; Tilletiariaceae. The record is from RefSeq and is a predicted model, not a curated record. Gene Ontology annotation, molecular function: ATP binding; RNA helicase activity; RNA binding. Gene Ontology annotation, cellular component: nucleus; cytoplasmic stress granule. Bases 159 to 1622 code for a protein of 487 amino acids. The transcript is spliced from 7 exons. Gene Ontology annotation, biological process: poly(A)+ mRNA export from nucleus.